AUGAGGCGGCAUUGGAAGACAAAUGCUCUAAUCCUUUCCUUUUGCUGUACAGGAGUUGUUCUUUGGAUCAUUUAUCGAAAUAAUGAUCCAAUCCAAACAUAUACACAGGAAAAAAGGAAAGUGAACGUCAUGGAAAAAAUAAACAAAACCCCCAAAACACAACUCAACAAAAAGCUGAUGGAACCUCACGGAAAGCUACAAAAUACAAAAAAUAUCACAAAUGCAAAGCUUCAAAAAAAUUUGUUGCAACCACAUACAAAUAUUCAUCAUACAAAAAACAAAAACAAACGUUAUUCACACGGAGAGGAUAAAACGAUGCAUAUCAAAGAUUAUCUUGUGGCUCCUUACCCCUAUCACGAAGUUCAAAACGCAAAAGAAAGAUAUUCCCAGGCCAAUCAGGACCAAGUCGUAUACGACAUACUUCAGAAAAAAGGCGGGUUCUUUGUGGAAUUGGGAGCUUAUGAUGGGCAGUUAUAUUCAAACUCAUUGUGGCUUGAAAGGCAACACAGGUGGACAGGUCUUCUUAUCGAGGCUAACCCAGAAUUAUGUCGAAAAAUCGAUCAACUGAAACGAAAUGCAUGGAGACUCUGCGCAUGCGUUUCAAAUACUUUGGAAAAAGUAACUUUUAUAAAGGGUGGUGCGCUGGGUGGUGUGGAGAGUCACAUCGACAAACAUCACAUAAAAAUGUUAAACAGAACCGACCAAGUUAUUGUCCCUUGUUUUAGUUUGGAAGGUGUGCUUAAUGAAAUAAACACCUAUCAUAUAGAUUUUUAUUCCCUAGAUGUUGAAGGAGCGGAGAUGGCGGUACUUGAGUCUUUGAGAGAUGGACUCAAAUCACACCGCUUUACGGUGGAUGUGUGGUCGAUUGAGUAUCGCGUGUGGGACGGUAAACAAGUUGUUUAUAAAAAAAUCUUUGGAUAAUUUAAAUUCUCUAAGACGGUAUUUUAAGGAAAUUGGGGGUUAUAGUGAACACUCACAGUUAUCAAACGAUGGAAACGUCAAUGAUGGUUAUGCAUUGGAUGUAGUGUUUGUACGAAAUGAA
Messenger RNA from Magallana angulata, 1042 nucleotides. RefSeq lists its product as uncharacterized. The coding region runs from base 1 to 921 and encodes 306 amino acids. The transcript has a single exon. NCBI's taxonomy places the organism in Eukaryota, Metazoa, Mollusca, Bivalvia, Ostreida, Ostreidae. The record is from RefSeq and is a predicted model, not a curated record.